GMGGCCGAGCGGCUGGUGCGGUGGGGUGGGCUCCGCGCGGCGGCGGCUCUGCGGGACCGCGGCCACGCUCCACCUGCGCCGCACCUCCUGGCGGGAGCGCGGCGCUCACGGUUUGCUCUGAGGCCACAUUAAUGAGACACAUGGAGUCACCUUUGACAACAUCACCUGGGAGAGACUGAUGUCUUUGUCCUUAAAAAGCCAUGUGGACAACAAAUAGCGGAGGAGCCGAGUGCCAAUGCUGCGCCUUUUAGUAUCAUYGAUAUGUUUGUUAAAGCGUCAAGACAGAGGGUUUGUGCAUGAAGAAAACAGUUUGUUCAUUAGUGUUAUUUUUAGCAGCUUUUAAAAAUUCUCAUCUUACUGUGUACCCCGCUCCUACAGCAUCUAAGACGUAAAAGUCUCCACCUUGUCUAAGUAGCUUUCCUUCUGUCCCCGGGAACUUCAUCGGCUGACCCGGUUCCUGCACACCCAGGUCUUCAGAGGCUCUGCACCAGGGAGACAUGGACUUGGGGGCUCAGGCUGCACUGCGGGGCUGCAGUGGGCUUCAGUGGACGGUUCGAGACGUCGCCCGUCGCCCUCAGAGCCCUCACCUGCGUGUGUGGGUCCUGGCGUCGGUGCGGACCGUGGCCUGAGCAUGGCCUGGGUGAAGUUCCUGCGGAAGCCUGGGGGCAGCCUUGGGAGAGCCUACCAGCCGGGCAGCACACUGUCACUGGCACCCACCAAGGGCCUGCUGAACGAGCCUGGGCAGAACAGCUGCUUCCUCAACAGCGCUGUCCAGGUCUUAUGGCAGUUGGACAUAUUCCGGCGAAGCUUACGGGUUCUGACUGGACAUGUCUGUCAGGGAGAAGCCUGCAUAUUUUGUGCACUGAAGACGAUGUUCGCGCAGUUUCAGCACAGCCGGGAGAAAGCCCUGCCCUCCGACAACGUCAGGCAUGCGCUUGCAGAGAGCUUCCGCGAUGCCCAGCGCUUCCAGCUGGGCCUCAUGGACGAUGCCGCCGAGUGCUUCGAGAACAUCCUGGAGCGGAUCCACUUCCACCUGGUGCCGAGCAGAGACGCAGACAUGUGCACCUCCAGGUCCUGCAUAGCCCACCAGAAGUUCGCCAUGACCCUGUAUGAGCAGUGCGUGUGCCGCAGCUGUGGAGCCUCUUCAGAUCCUCUGCCUUUCACGGAGUUCGUGCGGUACAUCUCCACCACAGCCCUCUGCAAUGAAGUUGAGAGAAUGCUGGAGAGGCACGAACGCUUCAGGCCUGAAAUGUUUGCGGAACUGCUGCAAGCAGCCAACACAGCCGGCGACUACAGGAAGUGCCCUAGUAAUUGUGGCCAAAAAAUAAAAAUCCGCCGUGUUUUAAUGAACUGCCCAGAGAUUGUCACGAUUGGUUUGGUCUGGGACUCAGAGCAUUCUGACCUGACUGAGGACGUCGUCCGGAACCUAGCAACACACCUCUAUCUUCCUGGGCUCUUCUACAGGGUCACUGACGAGAGCGCCCGGAGCAGUGAGCUGCACCUGGUGGGCCUGAUCUGCUAYGCCAGCCGACACUACUGUGCCUUCGCCUUCCACACCAAGAGCUCCAAGUGGGUGUUUUUUGAUGAUGCAAAUGUGAAAGAGGUUGGAGCUAGGUGGAAAGACGUGGUCUCCAAAUGCACCCGGGGUCACUUCCAGCCGCUGCUCUUGUUUUACGCCAACCCAGACGGCACGGCAGUUUCCACUGAAGAUGCUCUCAGGCAGGUGGUCACCUGGUCACAUUACAAAUCUGUUGCAGAAAAUAUGGGAUGUGAAAAGUCUACAAUUCAUAAGUCAGAUAGUUGCAAAGAAAAUGAGUGUACCGGUCACGGUCACGGAGAACUGAGAGGAGGUCAGAACCCUCAGAGUGAGGUGUCGUCAUUUAAUCGGAGCCCCGUUCAAGCAAGUGGAGGGAGAGGAGCAGUUAAGCUAAGCCAUGGUGAUCAAAGGGAAAAGGUGAAAGACAUCUCCAGAGAGUGUGCUCUGAGAGCCAGGCGGCAGAGAAGCUUGCUUUCUGCCCAGUGGAGAGCUCUCGAGCAGGCACAGAGGAAGGACACGGCCCGGCACAGAGGUAUGUCUGAUGAGGAGCUCUCACAUGUCAAGCCUGGGUCACCACCUGCCUCCAGUGACUUCAGGCGACAGGACAGCGCUCGGCUCUGCCACAGUCAAGGGAAGGAGCCGUGUAGACAGGAGCGAGUGGCCUCUCAGAGUCGAGCUGCUGGGCAGACAGCGAGUCCCAGCAAGUCCCAGGCGCCUGUUCCAGGAGAGAGAACGGCCAGCAAGGGCAGCGGUGCUGGGUGUGGCCCAGACAGCAGCCAGAGCUCUCGGGACAGACAUGGUGGCCGCAGCCGGAGCCGGGGCCGAGGGUGGAGGCCUCUGAGGGAGGCCCUGAAUGUGGACAGCGUUUUCAGUGACAGUGGGAAGAGGCAGCACAGCCCACGGCGCCAGGCGGACAUCAGCCAUGGACCCCAGGGGGGCCAGGAGCAGACCUGUGGCAGUUGGUCCAAGCAGAGCACAAAGCAGAAAGGGCUGGUGACCAUCUACGAGGACGAAGGGAAGCUGGAGACAGGAAGCAGGAGCUCCCUGGACUCUGGCGGGAAGGGAGCAGAGAGCAGGGCAGGCCCCGUGGAGCGUGGGGUUCCUGGUGACGGCUGGCAGGUGCAGAGGACCGAGUCUGGGUAUGAAAGCAGCGACCACGUCAGCAACGGGUCUGCCAGCCUAGACGCGGCAGCUGCCGACGGGGGUGGCCCAGCAGUGACCAGCGGUGCUGCUGGAGAAGCAGGGACUUGCAGUGACCAGAUCACGAUGAGCAGCCCACACGCAGAGCAUGCGGACUGCACCUCCCACCAGAGCAGACGCCACGCAGAAGAUUUUAGAAGAGAACAUAAGGACUUGGAAGCAGGCUGUAAAUCCCCUGAGCUCCACCCAGGAUCACAUCUGCAAGUAAAAAGUCAUUUGGUGAAAAGGCCACAUGCCCAUGAAACCAGUGGAAACUUCCUUCCUUCGCCUGGCCCCCAAAUACYCAAGGACCACACUGCAAGAGAGCACACCCACCAGUCAGGUCAUCGGGAAUCUGAAAAACCGAAUGGAGGCCGCUUGUCUGAGUGGCUUAGUAGAGAACAUUCUGAGAGGGCAGCUUUGCCCUUUCACCUCAGUGACAGUUCGCCUGGAAAGAGAGUGAACAGUAGUGAAGUGGCCUCCCCGUCUUCAUCCCGUUCUGCACGUUCCAGGGCUGUCGGCCCAAAGCCGGACGCUGCUCCGCAGCAGACCAGGAUAGGGCCAUGCUACUGUGAGAACUCUCCUUCCACGGAACCUGUGGCUCAGCCAGCCUGCCGAUGUGAUGGUUGCCAGGGGCCAGAACUUCUUUGUCAGCUUCUGCCACCCGCAUUGCCACCAAAGAAACAUGCUGUUACUAGUGUGCCAAAGUCGGAGAGGAGUGAGUCUGUGCCUGACGUCAGACUUUCAGGGGUGUUCAGCGGUCCCACGAGGCCAAGCGCAGUGUCAGAGCCAGGUUCAGAACUCAGUACACAUGCGGACCACCUGAGAUGCAGAGASACCCUUCAAGUGAAGUUGCGUACGGGCAGCAGAGCCCCCUGCCUGUUCAACUCUGCAGCUUGUGGGUUUCAGGCAAACUCAACGACAGUUGAUGAUGCACUCUGCCAGCCAGAACUGGACUCCAGUUCUCCGUGCCCAAGUGAGACCGUCUCAUUAACUACCUAUUUUUCAGUUGACAGCUGCAUGACUGAUACGUACAGACUGAAAUACCAUCAGAGGCCCAAGCUCUGCUUUCCAGAGAAGACUGGCUCUUGUCACAGCCCUUCACCGACUCAGAGUGAUAGAAGCGUAGGACCUGUCACAUGAUGGCCUUGGCCCACCCUGCCCUUCCACAAGUCCAGCAUGCACUGUAGCAGGUAGAUGAUGGAGUCCACCAGCUUAUUCUCAGAGGCCAUUAAGAUAUUCCUAGUGACCAAGAAAAUCAAAUCUGUGGCAUUUUAAAAAUCAUAUAUAUGCAUACACACAYACAAAUGAAUAUAAAUAUAAUGUUAAAAUGUUUUGCUCUAUAAUGAUCAAUUACUGGAUAUUUUGGAAAUUCACUUUGAAUAUCGUGGCAUGCCUUGAAAAAUAGCAAGUCAGGGAAUCUAUAAUACUAUUUGUCAUAUGUAACAGUUGAAUAAAAAUUAGAUUUGUCCCCCUCUAACAUGGCUAGUAGACCCAUAGUAUCAAACUGACCAGUUCCACGGGAA
Messenger RNA from Urocitellus parryii (Arctic ground squirrel), 4242 nucleotides. RefSeq names its product ubiquitin specific peptidase 53 (gene Usp53). NCBI's taxonomy places the organism in Eukaryota, Metazoa, Chordata, Mammalia, Rodentia, Sciuridae. Gene Ontology annotation, cellular component: cell-cell junction. Gene Ontology annotation, biological process: sensory perception of sound; response to auditory stimulus; protein deubiquitination. Gene Ontology annotation, molecular function: cysteine-type deubiquitinase activity. The record is from RefSeq and is a predicted model, not a curated record.